Tachysurus vachellii is the source of this 1104-nucleotide messenger RNA. Its product is annotated as polyadenylate-binding protein 1A-like. The transcript is spliced from 5 exons. NCBI's taxonomy places the organism in Eukaryota, Metazoa, Chordata, Actinopteri, Siluriformes, Bagridae. The record is from RefSeq and is a predicted model, not a curated record. Gene Ontology annotation, molecular function: RNA binding. The coding region runs from base 412 to 1038 and encodes 208 amino acids.
UGCGUAAAGCGCGUCUUCUUGUAUCAUUGGCAACAUCACUGAAUGAGGAAGAGACACAAUAAUAAUAAUAAUAAUAAUAAUAAUAAUAAUAAUAAUAAUAAUAAUAAUAAUAAAGAAAGACAGAAAGAGAUGUUUAAUAGUGUUUAAUGAUAGUGUUUAGAUCUGUAAAAUAUCUGGACAUUAAAACUUUCCGCUGUUUGUUUUUAAAACUUGAAUAAAUCUCCAGCAAGAUGACGUCAUGUUCUAGAAGUUCAGACCAUCAGACCAUCGAUAGUUAGAGACAGAGCAACAGUGAACAGCGAUUAGCAGCAAUUUUACAAGAAUUACAACAAAAGGAAGCAGGUGUAUGUGAGAUUGGCCCUGCGAAAAGGAGAACGCCAGGCACAGCUUGCCCAUCAGAAGGAUCAGAAUAUGUUUGAUGACCCAGCCAUCACCACAGCUUCCUCUGAGGACACCAGCCAAGCCGUCUUUGCCAUUAAGACAGCUCCUUCUGAGGACUCCGUCUCAGUUUUUGAGACAGCUCCCCCUGAGGACAUCGUCCCAGACUUUAAAACAGCUCCAGCUAUAGAAAGAGCUCCAGCUGAAGCUCCAGCUGCUGCACUGUCAGACACUGUUAAAGCCAAAGCUGCAGAUGAGGAGUCGUCUACAUCUGUGGCUAAUGUGGAUGAUGUGCAGCUGGACGACAGCACAAAAGAUGCACCCACAUCUACACCAAGUGGGAAACGCUUGACCAUCUAUAUGCUGGAGUCUGCAGCACUAGACGAUCAGAUACAGAUGGCCUAUGACUACAUGCUUCCUCUGGUCGAGAAAAUCCACCCCUCUCUGGCCAGUAAGAUCACAUGGAUGCUAAUAGAGGGAGAGAACAACUUUGAAAUCAUGAAUAUGAUUAGUGUUCCUGAGCUCCUGCGUGCCAGGGUACAUGAAAUGGACUCUCUACUGAAGGCACGAGAAUCUGGUCACAAGCCGGAAACCCUGAAGAUGAUGUACAGACACAAGACCAGCAGAAACAGGAAGAAGAAAAAUAAUAAGAAUAAGUGAACUAUCUAAUAAACAAUGAUUGUAAAUAUUCUACCAUUUGAAUAAAAAAUAAAUCAUUUUAUUAAA